Procambarus clarkii (red swamp crayfish) is the source of this 1425-nucleotide messenger RNA. Its product is annotated as mucin-22-like. The record is from RefSeq and is a predicted model, not a curated record. Lineage: Eukaryota; Metazoa; Arthropoda; Malacostraca; Decapoda; Cambaridae.
AUGGCCUUCAGCCAGGGUGUGGAGCCAGCUACGGCUUUCAGCCAGGGUGUGGAGCCUGCUACAGCCUUCAGCCAUUGUGUGGAGCCUGCUACGGCCUUCAGCCAGGGUGUGGAGCCUGCUACGGCCUUCAGCCAGGGUGUGGAGCCUGCUACGGCCUUCAGCCAGGGUGUGGAGCCAGCUACGGCCUUCAGCCAGGGUGUGGAGCCUGCUACGGCCUUCAGCCAGGGUGUGGAGCCUGCUACGGCUUUCAGCCAGGGUGUGGAGCCUGCUACGGCCUUCAGCCAGGGUGUGGAGCCUGCUGUGGCCUUCAGCCAGGGUGUGGAGCCUGCUAUGGCCUUCAACCAGGGUGUGAACCCUGCUACGGCCUUCAGCCAGGGUGUGAACCCUGCUACGGCCUUCAGCCAGGGUGUGGAGCCUGCUAUGGCCUUCAGCCAGGGUGUGGAGCCUGCUACGGCCUUCAGCCAGGGUGUGGAGCCUGCUAUGGCCUUCAGCCAGGGUGCGAACCCUGCUACGGCCUUCAGCCAGGGUGUGAACCCUGCUACGGCCUUCAGCCAGGGUGUGAACCCUGCUACGGCCUUCAGCCAGUGUUUGGAGCCUGCUACGGCCUUCAGCCAGGGUGUGAACCCUGCUACGGCCUUCAGCCAGGGUGUGAACCCUGCUACGGCCUUCAGCCAGGGUGUGGAGCCAGUUACGGCCUUCAGCCAGGGUGUGGAGCCUGCUACGGCCUUCAGCCAGGGUGUGAACCCUGCUAUGGCCUUCAGCCAGGGUGUGAACCCUGCUACGGACUUCAGCCAGGGUGUGGAGGCUGCUACGGCAUUCAGCCAGGGUGUGGAGCCUGCUAUGGCCUUCAGCCAGGGUGUGGAGCCUGCUAUGGCCUUCAGCCAGGGUGUGGAGCCUGCUACGGCCUUCAGCCAGGGUGUGGAGCCUGCUAUGGCCUUCAGCCAGGGUGUGGAGCCUGCUACGGCCUUCAGCCAGGGUGUGGAGCCUGCUAUGGCCUUCAGCCAGGGUGUGAACCCUGCUACGGACUUCAGCCAGGGUGUGGAGGCUGCUACGGCCUUCAGCCAGGGUGUGGAGCCUGUUAUGGCCUUCAGCCAGGGUGUGGAGCCUGCUACGGCCUUCAGCCAGGGUGUGGAGCCUGCUAUGGCCUUCAGCCAGGGUGUGGAGCCUGCUACGGCCUUCAGCCAGGGUGUGGAGCCUGCUAUGGCCUUCAGCCAGGGUGUGGAGCCUGCUAUGGCCUUCAGCCAGGGUGUGGAGCCUGCUAUGGCCUUCAGCCAGGGUGUGGAGCCUGCUAUGGCCUUCAGCCAGGGUGUGGAGCCUGCUAUGGCCUUCAGCCAGGGUGUGGAGCCAGUUACGGCCUUCAGCCAGGGUGUGGAGCCAGUUACGGCCUUCAGCCAGGGUGUGGAGCCUGCUACGGCCUUCAGCUAG